Trypanosoma grayi is the source of this 567-nucleotide messenger RNA. RefSeq names its product ribosome biogenesis protein MAK21. Lineage: Eukaryota; Euglenozoa; Kinetoplastea; Trypanosomatida; Trypanosomatidae. Gene Ontology annotation, cellular component: nucleus. The coding region runs from base 1 to 567 and encodes 188 amino acids. The record is from RefSeq and is a predicted model, not a curated record. The transcript has a single exon.
AUGGACAGCGUGCUCGACCUCAACAGGCGCUGGUACGAGCGCUCGCUGCCGCUGCGCUCCUGCAGCCUCAAGGAGGUGGCCAACACCACGACUUCCAAGGAGGAGAUGGACGCGAUGUUCCGUGAGGCGCAGGAGGUACUCGACGCGGAGACGGCGCAGAGCCACGCCGACAAGGGCCGCUGGUACAACACGCAGUUCCUCUCGCGCGGUACGACCACCGACAAGAUCGCCUCCGCCGCGGUGAAGCUGAGCGACACAGACUUCAUGUUCUUCCUCGACGGCUUCAACCUGCUCUUCGACACAGCCCGCACCGACACGCACCACUACGAGGCGGCGCUCAAAGCGCUUGCUGUCGUCUGGCCGAAACUGCUCCCGCACCGCCCGCUUAAGCGAUUUGUCUCUCAGUUCUUUGCGACGCUGCCUACGGACGCGCAGGGCCGGCGGGUGGUGCUGCUGUACUGGUAUAUCGAGGACUANGAUUUGUCUCUCAGUUCUUUGCGACGCUGCCUACGGACGCGCAGGGCCGGCGGGUGGUGCUGCUGUACUGGUAUAUCGAGGACUAUCUGA